UGUUAUGGUUAUUGGUGCUUCCCAUGUCUGGGCUGCUCUAUCGCCAGUGAUAUGAAUGAGUGUUGUCUGUGUGGGCCUACCAUGGCCAUGCGCACCAUGUACCGCACCAUGUACCGCACCAUGUACCUCACCAGAUACAGUUCCUUUCCCUUAGCUUCUACUGUAACAGUCAUACGCUGCUCUAGGUCUGUUAUUCUGUCACAUGAAACAUUCUAACCAGAUGGACAGGCUCUGAUGUAUGUAUGAUGAGGCACUCCCUGCCUCUCUCCUGUCCUGGACUAAGUGUCUUGUUUGGUUUGGUGUCCAGGGCUCCCUGUGUGGGGACUUCUGUGCCAUCUUGUGGUGUAGGCUGUGCUCUACCUGUCAGCUGAAGAGAGACAUAGAUCUACGGAAGGAGCAGGGGAUCUUCUGA
This is a messenger RNA of Coregonus sp. 'balchen', 412 nucleotides long. Lineage: Eukaryota; Metazoa; Chordata; Actinopteri; Salmoniformes; Salmonidae. The record is from the annotation of a GenBank genome assembly.